GGGGUGGGCCAAUGCUCAAUUACAGCAUAACCCCGAUAGCGGAACAACUACUACUAAAGGCACAACAAAAUCUCAUUUGAAACUCACCAAGACCUCAGUGAGAAGGACCGUAGAACCCAACAUCGAGCUAGAGAAAUGAGACACAACGAGUCCACCGCCGUCUCGACGACCCGGGUGCUUCUCGUUCCCUAUGACGGCCGCCAUGUCCCAACCUACCACACCUGGAUGGAGGACCCCGCCAUCCAGGAAGCCACCGCCUCCGAGCCUCUCACUCUCGAAGAGGAACACGAGAACCAAGAAUCCUGGCGCGCCUCGCACGACAAGCUGACCUUUAUCGUCUGCGAGCCCCUACCAACCAGCACCACCACCACCACCAGCAGCAGCAAGGACACGCCCGUCCAGGCCGGCGAGGCUGACAGCCCCGAGCGCAUGGUAGGCGACAUCAACCUGUUCCUGUACCCCUACGAGGACGAGGGCGAGGACGACGAAGACGAGUAUGACGACGACGGGGCACACCCCACCGGAACGCCCACCUUCUGCGUCGGCGAAGUCGACAUCAUGAUCGCGGGGCAGCAGCACCGCGGGAAAGGGCUGGGCCGGGCGGCGGUGCGGGCCUUCCUGCACUACCUGGGGCGCAACGUGGGGCGCAUCAUGCGGGAGUAUGCGGCAGACAAGGACAUGAUGCCGGACGCGGCGCCGGGGUUGAAGUUGUUGAUGGCCAAGAUCAACCGGGGCAACGAGGGGAGCCUGGCGCUGUUCCGGAGUCUGGGGUUCGAGCAGGAGGGGGAGGUGAAUUACUUUGGGGAGGUGAAGCUCGUGUUUCGGCGGCUGGACACGUUGGCGGCGGAGGAGCCGGAGGGGUACGCAGAACUGGUCUAUUCGCGAGAGCAAAGCCAAGACGGAAAACAACAACAUGAAGAACAACAAUAAACCCAGUUUUUUUCCGUUUCGUGAAAAGCAACGCCA
Molecule: messenger RNA, 966 nt
Organism: Chaetomium fimeti
Lineage: Eukaryota; Fungi; Ascomycota; Sordariomycetes; Sordariales; Chaetomiaceae
Product: GNAT domain-containing protein
Exons: 3
Coding region: 136-930 (264 amino acids)
Molecular function (GO): N-acetyltransferase activity
Source: RefSeq, a predicted model, not a curated record